This is a messenger RNA of Erigeron canadensis, 1821 nucleotides long. RefSeq names its product dihydrolipoyllysine-residue acetyltransferase component 4 of pyruvate dehydrogenase complex, chloroplastic. The record is from RefSeq and is a predicted model, not a curated record. The coding region runs from base 124 to 1545 and encodes 473 amino acids. Gene Ontology annotation, biological process: pyruvate decarboxylation to acetyl-CoA. The transcript is spliced from 6 exons. Lineage: Eukaryota; Viridiplantae; Streptophyta; Magnoliopsida; Asterales; Asteraceae. Gene Ontology annotation, cellular component: pyruvate dehydrogenase complex; chloroplast envelope; chloroplast thylakoid. Gene Ontology annotation, molecular function: dihydrolipoyllysine-residue acetyltransferase activity.
CGAUGUUUACAUCGCCCAUAUCUCACACUCUCCCUCGUCUUCUCCGCCCUCUUUCUCCCCCCCCUAUAUUUCUUCUCCGCUUUUUUCCUGAUUCCUCAUUUCAUUUCUCCCCCAAUCCUCACAAUGUCUUCAUCACUUCUUCAAUCAACUAGGGUUUCCGUUUCCCUCUCAUUCUCCUCAUCAAUCUCCCCUCUUCGAUUCUCCAAAUCCCCUCCAUCAUUCAUCACAUUCUCUCGCCGUUCCAAACACUCAAUCCACGCCAAAAUCAGAGAAAUCUUCAUGCCUGCACUCAGUUCCACCAUGACUGAAGGCAAAAUCGUCUCCUGGAUCAAAUCAGAAGGCGAUCUUCUCUCCAAAGGCGAAUCCGUUGUCGUCGUUGAAUCCGAUAAAGCCGAUAUGGAUGUCGAAACCUUUUACGACGGUAUUUUAGCUGCUAUUGUUGUUCCUGAUGGUCAAUCCGCCCCUGUUGGUGCCCCCAUUGGUUUAUUAGCUGAAACCGAAGCCGAUGUUCAAGAAGCCAAAGCCCGAGCCGCUUCCGUCACUAGCGGCUCACCGGCUCCAGCUUCCGAAACUCCUGUUCCUGAAAUUUCGGCCCCUGUUGCGGCCACGGCGACACCUUCGCCGCCACCUGCAGCAGCAACAGAGGGGACGAAAAAAAUAGUUUCUACGCCUUUUGCGAAGAAACUGGCAAAACAACAUAAAGUUGAUAUAAAUAAAGUAAUUGGGACCGGGCCGUUUGGCAGGAUUACGCCUGCUGACGUGGAGGCUGCUGCUGGGAUUGAAACUGCAAAACCUGUUACUGUGUCGGCAGGUGGAUCUGCAAAUGCUGCAGCUAAGUCUGCAGCACCCGCGCAGACGUUUGCAGAGAUACCUGGAGCGAGUGUUGUUCCGUUUACGACAAUGCAGGCUGCUGUGUCGAAAAAUAUGAUUGAGAGUUUGUCUGUUCCUACGUUUCGUGUUGGUUACCCGAUUAUUACUGAUGCCCUUGAUGCUUUAUAUGCUAAGGUUAAAUCGAAGGGUGUUACAAUGACUGCUUUGCUAGCUAAGGCUGCAGCCAUGGCCCUUGUUCAGCACCCUGUGGUGAAUGCUAGCUGUAAAGACGGUAAAAGCUUUACUUAUAACGGCAGCAUUAAUAUUGCGGUGGCUGUGGCAAUCAAUGGCGGUUUAAUCACCCCUGUUCUCCAAGAUGCUGAUAAGUUGGAUCUUUAUUUGUUAUCUGAGAAAUGGAAGGAGCUUGUGGAGAAAGCACGGUCCAAACAACUUGCACCCCAUGAGUACAAUUCAGGGACUUUUACUCUGUCCAACCUAGGCAUGUUUGGAGUCGAUCGCUUUGAUGCUAUUCUUCCUCCUGGCCAGGGGGCUAUUAUGGCUGUUGGAGCUUCUAAGCCUACUCCUGUUGCUGAUAAAGACGGAUAUUUCAGUGUGAAAAAUCAAAUGACUGUAAAUGUUACUGCUGAUCACCGAAUUGUAUAUGGAGCAGACUUAGCUGCCUUCCUUAAAACCUUUGCAAAGAUCAUUCAAGAACCUGACAGCUUGACAAUGUGAGAUGUUCCAACUUGUACGUUACAAUUAUAUGAUAGAUCAUCUUGAUCAAUGGUUGGUGCAGCUAAGAAACUUGGUUUGCGGCAGUAGCACUUUUUGGUUUCGAGCAUAUGCAAUAUACCAUGUUGGACUUCCAUUCUUAUUUCUUAUUUUUCAUUUUGCGGAUAUUUUUAGGUGAUUUUUGAACAGGAUCAAUAAAGACUUUCACCAAAAGAAAAAUUAUUGCUGUAUGACUUUUUGUCCAGUGGUUAAGAGCUUUUCUUAUUUUCCUUUGUGGUA